AUGGCUACAGCAGCACCAGCAGCACCGGCAGCGACACAGGGGCAGGCGGGCGGGCACAAGCGCGCGUUCCAGGGCAGCGAGAAGCCCAUGGAGGUCCGCCUGAGCAACUUGACGGCCGCGAAAGCUGUCGCGGAUGCCGUACGGACUUCUUUGGGACCCCGAGGAAUGGACAAGAUGAUCCAGACGGCGCAGGGAGAGGUUGUCAUCACGAACGACGGCGCAACCAUCCUCAAGCACAUGAGUGUCCUGCACCCGGCUGCGCGCAUGCUCGUCGACCUCUCGGCAGCGCAGGACAUUGAGGCGGGAGACGGCACGACUUCGGUCGUCGUUCUCGCGGGUUCGCUUCUCGGUGCGGCGGAGAAGCUGCUCGGCAAGGGCAUCCACCCGACCGUCAUCGCCGAGUCGUUCGCGCGGGCGGCGGCAAAGGUGGUCGAGUACCUGGAGGACAUGGCGACGCCCGUCAACUUGAACGAACGGGAUAACCUCCUCCGUGCCGCUACCACCAGUCUCUCUUCCAAGAUCGUCUCGCAAUACUCCUCCAUCCUCGCUCCCAUCGCCGUCGACUCUGUCCUCCGCCUCGUCACCCCCGAAUCCGACAACGUCGACCUGCGCGACAUCCGCCUCGUCAAGAAGGUCGGUGGCACCAUUGACGACACCGAGCUGAUGGACGGCGUGCUCCUGAACCAGAAUGUCAUCACCUCUGCCGGCGGCCCGACUCGCAUCGAAAAGGCCAAGAUCGGGAUCAUCCAGUUCCAGCUCUCGCCUCCCAAGCCUGACAUGGACAACCAGAUCGUCGUCAACGACUACCGCCAGAUGGACAAGAUCCUCAAGGAGGAGCGACUUUACAUCCUCAACCUGUGCAAGGCGAUCAAGAAGUCGGGCUGCAACGUCCUUCUCAUCCAAAAGUCGAUUCUCCGCGACGCGGUCAACGAGCUCGCCCUCGCGUACCUCCAGAAGCUCAAGAUCAUGGCGAUCAAGGACGUCGAGCGCGACGAGAUCGAGUUCCUCUCGCGCGCAUUCGGGUGCAAGCCGAUCUCGGACGUCGAGCAGAUGACGAGCGACAAGCUCGGCGAGGCGGAUCUCGUCGAGGAGACGAGCAAGAACGGCGCCAAGUUCGUCAAAGUCUCGGGCAUCAAGAACCCGAGCGGCAAGACGGUUUCGGUCUUGUGCACAGGCGCAAACCAGCUCGUCCUGGAGGAGUCGGAGCGGAGUCUGCACGACGCGCUUUGCGUUGUUCGUUGCUUGGUCAAGAAGAGGUUCCUCAUCUGCGGCGGUGGUGCACCCGAGAUCGAGGCGUCUCGCCUGCUCGGCCAGCACGCGCAAACGCUCAAGGGAAUGGAGGCGUACUGCUUCGCCGCAUACGCCGAGGCGCUCGAGGUCGUCCCGACAACGCUCGCCGAGAACGCCGGACUGAACCCGAUCGCGAUGGUCACCGAAUUGCGGAACCGGCAUGCGAACGGCGAGAAGACGGCGGGAAUCAACGUGCGCAAAGGCGUAAUCUCGAACAUCGUCGACGAGAGCGUCUUGCAGCCUUUGCUGGUCAACACGAGCGCAAUCCAGCUGGCGAGCGAGACGGUCGGCCUGCUUCUCCGUAUUGACGACUACGCCAUGACGAGGUAA
Messenger RNA from Rhodotorula toruloides NP11, 1620 nucleotides. Its product is annotated as T-complex protein 1 subunit delta. Gene Ontology annotation, cellular component: chaperonin-containing T-complex. The transcript has 10 exons. NCBI's taxonomy places the organism in Eukaryota, Fungi, Basidiomycota, Microbotryomycetes, Sporidiobolales, Sporidiobolaceae. The record is from RefSeq and is a predicted model, not a curated record. Gene Ontology annotation, molecular function: ATP binding; ATP hydrolysis activity; ATP-dependent protein folding chaperone. Bases 1 to 1620 code for a protein of 539 amino acids. Gene Ontology annotation, biological process: protein folding.